This is a messenger RNA of Lagopus muta (rock ptarmigan), 3452 nucleotides long. RefSeq names its product homeobox A3 (gene HOXA3). The transcript is spliced from 6 exons. Gene Ontology annotation, cellular component: nucleus. Gene Ontology annotation, biological process: regulation of transcription by RNA polymerase II. NCBI's taxonomy places the organism in Eukaryota, Metazoa, Chordata, Aves, Galliformes, Phasianidae. Gene Ontology annotation, molecular function: DNA-binding transcription factor activity, RNA polymerase II-specific; RNA polymerase II cis-regulatory region sequence-specific DNA binding. The record is from RefSeq and is a predicted model, not a curated record. The coding region runs from base 1824 to 3065 and encodes 413 amino acids.
UUUUUCCCCCAUGAUCGAAAGGAAUAAAAAUAAUCCGAGGUGACGCAAUGGCCAGCGAUCAGUCAAUUUCUCUAUCUCGACUUCGUGGUUCUUUUUUUUUCUUUUCUUUUCUUUUUUUUCUCUCUCUCUCUUUUAAAAUUAAUUUAUUAUUUCUUCCAGCGCGGUUGAUUAAUAAAGCGGAAAGCUUCUUUAUGGCCGGGCUUCCUUCCACCGUGCUUCGGGCUCCCUCUAGAAAGCCCGAGCCCGGCCCAGGCGACUGUGGCAGAGCCCCAUUGGCACGUAGGGAAACCAGAUUUAGGAAGGGGCAAAAAGUGAGGGGCGAAACUUCCCGAGGUGAACGCUCGGCUGCGGGGCAGGCGGCUUUCCGGGGCCGGGGGGCACAGGAAUGGGGCUUAAAAAAGGGGAAAAACAGCCCCGCUUUAGGAAUGAGAUCCAUUCAGCUGUGUAGCACGCGACGUCGAGGCGAGAAAGUGUUUUCAAUGACGAAAGAAAAAAAAAAAGUCAGAAAUCAAAAAUCGGAAAUUAAAAAUUAAAAAUAAAGCAAAAAAAAAAAAUUUUUUUUAGAAACCCGAAAAGCGCCUUUAUUCGAGCGGCCGAACGCGGAGCAGAACGGGAGCAUCGUCUGAGCUGAAGUUCCCCUCACCGCCGCGCUCGGUCCCCGCCGAUGGACUAAUUGCAAUUUAAUAAAAUUAGUGCGAACUCCAGGUCUGGUUAAAAAAAAAAAAAAAAAAAAAAAAAAAAACUCCGGGGCUGCGUCUGUGGUAAGAUGGCGCCUCUCUAAGACCUGCCUCUUCUUAGUGAUGAAGGAAAGAAGGCCAUAAAUCCGUUGUUGUUUAUGAAAAUUUACAACUUUGCAAUACAACUUUAUGAGUUGUUCGGUUUUUCCAUUGGUCGUUGUCGGUCAUGUGGAUGGUUAACCGUGAACAUGAACUUUUUUAUAAUUUCCCUUGCGAGAAUAGAGCCGCAUUCUUUUGCUGAGCUCUGUCCUGCUUCGGAUCUCUCUGGCUUUCAAUCCCCAUUUCAUUUGCUCUUUGUAAGGCAAUAGUGAACAAAGUGUGCGGAGGUUCGGCAUAAGCAGCCGCCUAGAACACAGAUCCGGGAUGGCAAUUUCCAGUUCCCCCGCUGGAAGGUGUGGCAUAUUGGAUUCAAAGCACUGGCGUGGCAGAUUUUCAACUUGCAACCUGGCUAAUUUCCUGCUUCUUCUGGCACCAAAAGGAGGGCGAUUCGUCUCCUGUGCAGCCAAAGCGACAGCUGUCAAAGUCGCAGGGGCUCCUGUGAGCCAGAACCUAAAAGGCUACGUGUGCCUCCUGGCCAUUCACAUUGUCACUUUUAGGUACAGAAGUAUCCAAACCACAAGUUCUCAAUACUGUGUGAAAAAAUGGCUCCCUGCAAAUCGAGGGAUUUGGGAUCCCACCGUCAGAGGCCGGUGCCCAUCGGCCCGGGGGUGCAACCGGUGGGACCCUGCAAGCAUUGCUGCCGGCCCGAGGAGCGCGGAGCGCCUCGCGGUUCUGAAAGGCAUUCUCUUGGAAAAGUCUGUGAAGACGCAAAGGAUUUUCCUGGAAAGAAAAAAAAAAAAAAAAAAAAAAAAGAGUGGUCAUGUGUAAAGACACCGCAUCUCGGCUGUCUGCUAAAAACAUGCACACUCUGUCGGUGGAGAUAGAGCGGCGGACUGCAAAAUGCCCCACGGCCGAUUUUCGUCGUUUAAGGUCUGCCCGGAGCGGCCAUUGGAGGAGCAGCGCCACGUGACAGAGGGGUGCCAAUGUUAUUCUCCAAGGGUGUCAAGACCCUGUCAGUUUGCGAAAUAAAUAUUGGGAAACAACGAAAUGCAAAAAGCGACCUACUACGACAGCUCUGCAAUCUAUGGUGCCUACCCCUACCAAGGAGCAAAUGGUUUCACUUAUAAUGCGAGUCAGCAGCAAUAUCCUCCGUCUUCGUCACUUGUGGAAACUGAGUACCACCGCCCCGCGUGCUCCCUCCAGUCCCCAGGCAGCACCGUGUCCCACCACAAGGCCAAUGACAUCAGUGAGAGUUGCAUGAGGACCCUCCCCAGCCAGCCUCUGCAGCCCCCUGGUCUCACUGACCCGCAGGCCCCACCGCAGCCACCUCCGGCCCCGCAGGCACAGCCUCCACCUCCAUCCUCGGCCUCACCAUCUCAAAAUGCCAGCAGCAACCCUGCCCCUGCCAACCCCACUAAGAGCCCGGCUCUUAACUCACCCACUGUGUCCAAACAGAUAUUCCCAUGGAUGAAAGAGUCUCGGCAAAACACAAAGCAGAAAAACAGCAGUUCCAGUUCAGGUGAGAGCUGUGCUGGUGAUAAGAGCCCCCCAGGCCAAGCAUCCUCUAAACGAGCUCGUACGGCUUACACAAGUGCCCAGCUAGUAGAACUGGAAAAGGAGUUCCACUUCAAUAGAUACCUUUGCAGGCCACGGAGGGUUGAGAUGGCCAAUUUGCUCAAUCUCACAGAAAGACAGAUCAAAAUCUGGUUUCAGAACCGCAGAAUGAAAUACAAAAAGGAUCAAAAGGGCAAGGGCAUGAUGACCUCUUCAGGAGGACAGUCCCCGAGCAGAAGCCCCGUCCCUCCAGCUGCUGGGGGAUACCUAAACUCUAUGCAUUCUUUAGUAAACAGUGUCCCCUACGAGCCCCAGUCACCUCCGCCAUUUAAUAAGCCUCAUCAGAACACCUAUGGCAUCCCCGCAUCGUAUACCGCUCCUCUUAAUAAUUGCCCACCUCCUCAAAAGAGAUACACGGGGACAGCAGCUGUGACACCUGAAUACGAUACUCAUCCUCUUCAAGGCAACGGUUAUGGGAAUCCACAUAUACAGGGAAGCCCCGUCUACGUAGGGGGCAACUACGUGGAGACCAUGACCAAUUCUGGGCCUUCCAUCUUUGGUCUAACUCAUCUCUCUCAUCCUCCCUCUGCCAACAUGGACUACAGCGGGGCUGGGCCGAUGGGCAACAAUCACCACCAUGGACCUUGCGACCCGCACCCAACAUACACAGACCUUACAGCUCACCAUCCUUCUCAGGGAAGAAUUCAGGAAGCGCCCAAACUCACCCAUCUGUAGGAGCCAGGAGUCACUAGGUGGAACGCAAAGCCCCAACCUUUUAAAGUACUCGUCCCUUCCUCUCUGCCUCUCCUCCCCGCCACGCGCCCUCCUCCCCUCUCUUUCUUCUUUCUUUGGCUCAUUUUAGUUUGUUUCAUUUCCUUUGGUAAAAGCGUUUUCUAGUUUAUGUGACGUAGCAAUAUUUGUUGCUUGAAUUGCUCUAUAGUUUCACUAGUGGAUAUUUAUCUUCUUGAACUGCAGCCUCGUGUCUCACUUUGGGAGCAUACAGAGGCUUUAUACUUUACCUUCUACACUUUUGUCAAAACAGGGUAUAUGAACAAAUUUUCUAUAAAAGGAAUUCUUAAAUGUGAAUUUGUUCGUACAUGAUUGAUCCCACGGGGAAGCAAU